AUGAGUCAAACAGCAACCGAAGCUUCGAAUAACUUUUGGCAAGAUUUCAAGGCUGAGCGGCAAUCCAUUGAGGAUCAGAUCCAGCAGCUAGGAGCCAAACCAAAGAACGACCUUCCAGGAUGUUUCGAUAGCAUCUUGAAGCAGAUCAACCAGUUAGAAAAGACGCUUACGCAAGCCCUUGAUUUCGUCCCGUCUUACGAUGAGCGUCAGUAUUUGGAGCAACUCAAAGCUCUAAGUGCAAGUCUCGAGUCUGCAAAGGCCAACCUGACACCCAAAGCAAAGUUUUCAUUCAAAUCACGCAAAGCAAAGAAAGAGCCAUCCAACAAUCCUGGUGUACAGCACAACAGCAAACCAACAACGACUAUUCUUGAUACCAAUGCACCCUCUACUCGAAAGGACAAUGUACUUUCCUUCAAGGAUAAGGUGGACACAGUGAUUCAAGUGGAAAAUUCAACAACGACAGCAGUCAACGUUCUAUUGUCUAAAUUGAGGAGAUGCGUCGUGCUGCUUGAUAAUCUCAAUAUUUCAUCGUUGCAUGUCGAAGAUCUUAAGGAGUGUAUCAUUGUAUGUGGGAUGAUUCAGGGCUCUGUGUUGAUUUACGGGAUGUCAUUGUCUAUAGUCGCAGUAGGAUGCCAUCAGUUUCGUAUGCACAAUGCACAAGGUGUCGAUGUUAUAUACAAUGUAAGCAGCCGCCCCAUUAUCGAGGACUCUUCCAACAUACGCGUCACCGAAUACUCAGCCAUAUCUGUCGAGACAAGGAAUUACUUUGAUAACGUGGAUGACUUUAACUGGCUUAAGCAGCAAGCAUCUCCCAAUUGGAAGGUCAUGGAUAGCUCUAAAAGUAAGCAUAUGAACCACCAGCUUUCCUCUAUUAGACCUGAAAAUGCUUUAUCCAUAUUAUCUGCAUUGAUGUCAGAAAUAAAACCUUGA
Messenger RNA from Lichtheimia ornata, 930 nucleotides. RefSeq lists its product as uncharacterized. Bases 1 to 930 code for a protein of 309 amino acids. Gene Ontology annotation, biological process: post-chaperonin tubulin folding pathway; tubulin complex assembly. Lineage: Eukaryota; Fungi; Mucoromycota; Mucoromycetes; Mucorales; Lichtheimiaceae. The record is from RefSeq and is a predicted model, not a curated record. Gene Ontology annotation, cellular component: cytoplasm. Gene Ontology annotation, molecular function: tubulin binding. The transcript is spliced from 5 exons.